AUUGCAUAAUCGCACAUUCUUCAAAUUUUUGCACUUUGAUUAAACUUUCGAUUGGAAAUUUGUUUACAUCACUUAUUUUGCAAUGUGUUCGCAUCAGACCAUUUAAUAUUUACAUUAUCAUUGACGAUAAGUGUGAGUUAACUGUUCACCACAGCUCUAACCUCAAAGCAAUGUGGUGAUAGAACACAGAACAAGUUUUGUGGUAAAUAAACAGCAAUGCCCCGAGAACACAGCACUUUUCAGAGGUGCAACAGCACAGGUUCGAUUGGUUUGGGCAACUCGUCCGUAAACUCAGACGACGAGGAUGAGCUCGAAAGCAAGCCCUCUCCAAUGAGCUACAAGGAGCGUCGCCGCGAGGCUCACACCCAAGCUGAACAAAAACGCAGAGAUGCCAUUAAGAAAGGGUACGACACUUUGCAAGAAUUGGUCCCAACGUGCCAACAAACGGACGUUUCGGGGUACAAGUUGAGCAAAGCCACCGUCCUGCAAAAGUCAAUAGACUACAUACAAUAUUUGCAACAACAAAAAAAGAAGCAGGAGGAAGAGCGCAACGCUUUGAGGAAAGAAGUGGUGGCGCUUAGAAUCAUGCAGACGAAUUACGAGCAAAUCGUUAAGGCUCAACAGACACAACCCGGACACACUGAAACGCGGAUUUCGGACGAAGUCAAAUUUUCUGUGUUUCAAGCCAUAAUGGAGCAACUUUUUCUCACGUUUAGUAAUGUAUCAGUGAGCAACUUUUCCGAAUUGUCCGCCGGGGUUUUCAGCUGGUUGGAAGAGUGCUGCAAGCCCCAAACUUUGAAAGAGACAGUUUUUAAAGUCUUGCAGAGGCACAACAACCACAUGAGGAACCAACCACCCAAUUCGUAGCAAUUUCUCGAGCAAAAACACGUGGUUUAGGUUCAUUUCAUUUUCACAAAAACCACCAGUGUUAAUCAGGGGUUUUGCCAGUCAACUGUGUCUUAAUUUGAGGGAAUGGGAGGAAGUUGAUUAUUCUUUGCAAUUUUUAUAUAAAACUUUAAGUACCUAUGCUAUUUUAUCGUUGUAAUUUUGUUUUAUUUUAUCCAAAUAAAGAAUUUUUGUUAA
Molecule: messenger RNA, 1083 nt
Organism: Tribolium madens (black flour beetle)
Lineage: Eukaryota; Metazoa; Arthropoda; Insecta; Coleoptera; Tenebrionidae
Gene: bigmax
Product: max-like protein X
Exons: 4
Coding region: 217-867 (216 amino acids)
Biological process (GO): regulation of transcription by RNA polymerase II
Cellular component (GO): nucleus
Molecular function (GO): RNA polymerase II cis-regulatory region sequence-specific DNA binding; DNA-binding transcription factor activity, RNA polymerase II-specific; protein dimerization activity
Source: RefSeq, a predicted model, not a curated record